UGAAGACCGCCCGGCCCGCAGCCAGUGUUGUGGAAUCCGUGGGCGGCCGCGUAGAGUCUGGUUCCCCUCUAGGACCGUCUCUAGAUCACCAUGGCGACUGGACAGAAGUUGAUGAGAGCGAUUCGAGUUUUUGAAUUUGGUGGACCAGAAGUGCUGAAAUUCCAGUCGGAUGUUCCAGUACCAGUUCCAAAAGACCAUCAGGUUCUAAUCAAAGUUCAUGCAUGUGGUGUAAACCCAGUGGACACAUACAUUCGCUCUGGUACUUACAGUAGAAAACCGCUCUUACCCUAUACUCCUGGUUUAGAUGUGGCUGGAGUAAUAGAAGCUGUUGGAGAUAAUGUAUCUGCUUUCAAGAAAGGUGACAGAGUUUUCACUACCAGCACGAUCUCGGGGGGCUAUGCAGAGUUUGCUGUUGCAGCUGAUGACACUGUUUACACACUGCCAGAAAAAUUGGACUUUAAACAAGGAGCUGCCAUCGGUGUCCCAUAUUUUACUGCUUACCGAGCUCUGCUCCACAGUGCCCGUGCAAAAGCUGGAGAAAGUGUUUUGGUUCAUGGUGCUAGUGGGGGAGUUGGACUAGCAGCGUGCCAAAUUGCUCGAGCUUAUGGCCUAAAGGUUUUGGGCACAGCUGGUACUGAGAAAGGGCAAAAUAUAGUUUUGCAAAAUGGAGCCCAUGAAGUGUUUAAUCACAGAGAUGCUAAUUAUAUUGAUAAAAUUAAGGAAUCUGUUGGCGAAAAAGGAAUUGAUGUUAUUAUUGAAAUGUUGGCUAACGUAAAUCUUAGUAAUGAUUUGAAUCUUCUGUCAUAUGGAGGACGAGUAAUAGUUGUUGGCAACAGAGGUCCUAUUGAAAUAAACCCGCGGGACACCAUGGCCAAGGAAUCCAGUAUAAUUGGAGUUGCUCUCUUUUCAUCAACCAAGGAGGAAUUUCGGCAAUCUGCAGCAGCCCUUCAAGCUGGAAUGGAAGUUGGUUGGUUGCGACCUAUAGUAGGUCCUCAGUAUCCAUUGGAGAAGGCGGUCCAGGCUCAUGAAAAAAUCAUUCAUAGCAGUGGGGCUACUGGAAAAAUGAUUCUCCUCAUAUCAUGAUUCAUUCUGUCAUGUAUUUCCUAUGUAAUUAGAGGUUUCUUAUCCUACUUUUACUUACACUAUCUUUGCUUUAAUUGGCAUUCAUUUGUUUCAGUGAGUUUCUGACAUUAAAAAACAAGAUUUAUCUUUAGAGAUCCUGGGCAUUAGAGUACAAUUUAUGUUAUAGCUGGCAAUUCUGAAUGCCCUUGACCUGUAAUCAAGCAUUCCUAGUAGGAAGUAGAGUGUUGUGGUCAUUGGCAUUGGGGCACAUUGUAGAAAUUCCUGAUACCUGGUCAUUAAUUUCAUACCUCUGACUAAAAUAUGCUAAUUAAAAAUAAGAAUACUUGAUUUCCAAGCCUACUUCUCCUUAGAAAGUUUCCUUCAUCUCUGCUUAGCCCAGAAAUGUAUUAGACUCUGAAGAUUUUCUGGACUAAACAAGAUCCCUUGUCCAAGCUAAUCUUAUCUGGAUCUACAAGUCUCUCGAAAGGGCAAGAUAAACAAUGUCUGUUAGUUUUCCAAUAUUUACCAAAUACUGUACUAGAACAUCCACUAUGUUCAUGGUUGAUUACCAGUGAUCCAUAUAUUCUAUGAGGACAGCAUCCUUUUCUUUGGUGUAAUGUGAUGCUAGUUACAUAGUCUCCAGAUAGAUACUUCUUGACUGACUUGAUUUCAAAUUAGAUUGAGAAUUAUCCGUUUGUAUGAUGGGGGGGUCACAUAUUUUAAAAAAUAAAUAAAUUUGACACAUUAAUAAUUAUCUGAUUUUUUCUUAUCACAUGGUAACCUGCAAUGAUUCUAUAGGAAAUUAAAAACUGUCUUUAUCUAGUUCGUCUUUAUAUUAUACUUGCCCUACUUCACUUUUACAGAGCUCCUUAAUGGUCACAUUCUAACAGUGUUCUGUGCUGGAAGUCUUUAUCUAAACCAAAUAAAGAGAUGAUUGCUUAGAAAUCUUG
Molecule: messenger RNA, 2012 nt
Organism: Miniopterus natalensis
Lineage: Eukaryota; Metazoa; Chordata; Mammalia; Chiroptera; Miniopteridae
Gene: CRYZ
Product: crystallin zeta
Cellular component (GO): cytosol
Molecular function (GO): NADPH binding; quinone reductase (NADPH) activity; zinc ion binding
Source: RefSeq, a predicted model, not a curated record